UCUUUUUUUUAGCUUCACAGAGGCAUGAUACGGUGACUGAAUCUAUUGUUUGUCUGCUACUCCACUCAGGUGAACUUGGGAUAUUCAAACAGCAUUUCUAUUCAGUUUCCUCAGAGGAUGGGGUCAGAUUACAUUCCACUGAGAAAAACUUUUUGAUAACCCUUCUUCUCUCUCUAACUUUCCAUUCUCCCACUAACAAUUUGCUAUCACACAGCAUAUGCAGCUGUUCAGCAUAUCCAAUAAGAGUGUGUUACACACACUCUUUGAGAUCUACACUCUCUUAUGGAUACUUUCCUAUGGUCAAAGCAAGAUUCCAGAUGCUCAUGUCACCUGCAUCUACUCUGAAGACUGUAUCUUGCCCUGCACCUUCCCUCCCUCUACUGACGAGGUUGUUUUUCAGUGGUACAAACAGGGAACACUGAUAUACAGUUUCCUGGAGGAUGAAGAUGAAUCUGUUAACAGCAACAUUUCAGUGUUUACUGAUGAAGUGUCACAUGGCAAUGCCUCUCUGCUUUUGGAGGAGAGCAGUAUAAAGAACCGAGGGCGCUAUAAAUGUGUAGUUAAUACCACCAAGGCUGUUCAGGAGUCUGAUGUCAUAGUCAAGGUUGAAGCUCCUAUCAGUGGGAUUGCCAUCGAGGUCAGUCCGACUGAGCAUGUGCAGUGCUCUUCACAUGGUGUGUACCCUGCUCCGCUGCUUAAGUGGUCUACAGAGCCAAGCUUUGCUCCCACUUCCCUGCAAGCUGUCACUCGAAUAAGUGCAGAUUCAAAUGACCUGUAUAGUAUAGAGAGUACACUAAAGAAAAUGAGCACAAAUUCAACUCUUACCUACAUCUGCAGCAUCACAUCAAAAUACAGCUCACAGUCUUGGAGAGCCUCACUGCUUCAGACAGAAAUGACUGUAAAUUACGGGCAACACCUGGUCAUUCCAUGCAUGGCUCCUAAGAAUCUUAAAAACCACACUCUCACUUGGACUUUCAUAAGUAUGAACACGCACACAGACAUCCUGACCUAUUACAGUCAAACCCACAGGAUCAAAAACCACUGGGAUGGCCAGGCAGAAUUGGAUCUGAGCAAGGCUCUGAUGGGAGAUGGAUCGCUUUACUUAAACAGUUUAGGCUCAAAGCAUUCUGGAAUAUACACCUGUACAUUCACAGGUUCCCAGGCCAAACACAUAGUUCAAACCUUAGUCAAAAUCAGUGCUUCCAAGGCAGUUUCACAGACAGGUAAUGGUGGGUCCAAGCUUUGGGUUCUGGCCAUCUUAGUAGCUGCUCUGCUUCUCCUCUGUGUCAUUUUCUACAUAUACAGAAAAUUCAAAGUAGGUAAGUCUAAACAUUCAUGGCAAGACCACCAACAAGACACAGAGAUGCAGGCUAUGCAUGAAGGCCAUUCAGUGGAGGAGAUACCAGCAGAAAAUAAACCUCUUGCAGAGCACAGCAAAGGAGACUUGUAGCUAUAGAAAAGGUGGCUGGGGAGUUAAGAAAAGGGCAAAUGCACACACAAAGGAAAAUCUGUACAGUAAUGAACUCCAUGGCAUCCAUUUUGUGCAGUAUCAAGUUAAGUACUCUGUAUAUGUACUGUAGUAUAGGGGAAAGAUCCUUUAAACUGAGUAAAUA
Pangasianodon hypophthalmus (striped catfish) is the source of this 1613-nucleotide messenger RNA. RefSeq names its product CD276 antigen homolog. The transcript is spliced from 7 exons. The coding region runs from base 218 to 1450 and encodes 410 amino acids. The record is from RefSeq and is a predicted model, not a curated record. Lineage: Eukaryota; Metazoa; Chordata; Actinopteri; Siluriformes; Pangasiidae. Gene Ontology annotation, biological process: immune response; positive regulation of T cell proliferation; cellular response to lipopolysaccharide. Gene Ontology annotation, cellular component: external side of plasma membrane.